AACCCUGAAGGAUAAACCCUAGUUAUCUCCCGAUUUCUGGCUCUGCACCACCACUGAUGGCGGCGAACGCUCUCCGACUCCGGCGAUCACUCGCUCUCACGUCAUCUGUCUUCAAUCACCCUAAGAAUUUCUUUUCCGUCCUACCAUCCGUCGCACCAAGUUCCUCCCCCUCCACCACUCAACAAAACCCUAGCAUAUUUGAUGUCAAUCAGUCAAAGCCCAGUAAUCUUUCCUUCCAAUUCAUAUCUUCAAGGGCCUUUUCUUCUCGACCUAGACACAACAAUUUUGACACGGGUGAUGCUCAGAUCAAUGCAGAUGAUGUACUAUUCGAGGGAUGCGAUUACGAGCACUGGCUGAUUACCAUGGAUUUCCCUAAAGAUCCGAAACCAUCUCCAGAAGAGAUGGUGGAAACAUACGUCCAAACUGCCGCCAAAGUCCUUGGAAGCGUGGAAGAGGCAAAGAAGAAAAUCUAUGCUUGCAGCACAACUGUUUAUAAUGGAUUUCAGAUCCAGGUAUCAGAGGAAGUUUCCGAGCAGUUUCAAGGUUUACCUGGGGUUGUUUUUAUACUACCUGAUUCUUAUAUCGAUCCUGUAAACAAAGAAUAUGGAGGAGACAAGUAUGUCAAUGGAACUAUAAUUCCACGACCACCUCCUGUACAGUAUGGAAGACAAGGAGGAAGGUAUAGUGAUCGAAAUAGAGAUUACAAUAGACCUCCAAGAGGUGGAAUGGGGCAGAAUGGUCCGCCUGGAGGACAGGGUGAUUAUGCAGGAGAUAGAAGAGGCCCCAUGCCUUCGUAUCAGUCAAAUUACAACCAAGGAGGUGGGAGAAGUGUUGACCCCAGUAAGCAGCAGGUAGAUUCUCCUCAAAUGGAUCCAAGGAACUCUACUUUCAAGCAACCUGAAAGAGGUUACAACCAAGGAGGUGGUGGGAGCUACAGACAAGGAACUGAAGGACAAUAUGGCCAAGGUGGAGGUGGUUAUGGAGGACAAUACGGACAACCAGGCGGUGGAAGUUAUAAUCAAGGCGCAGGUGGACAAUACGGACAAGGAGCUGGUGGUGGUGGAAAUUAUGGACAAGGAGGUGGUGGUGGAAAUUAUGGUCAAGGCGGCUCUGGACAAUAUGGACAAGGAGGUGGUGGUGGCAAUUAUGGUCAAGGUGGCACUGGACAAUAUGGACAAGGAGGCAGUGGUGGUGGUGGACAAUUUGGGCAAGGAGGUGGCGGUAUCGGACAAUACGGACAAGGAGGUGCUGGUCAAUACGGGCAAGGAGGUCGGGGAGGUUAUGGAUAUGGGGAAAAUCCAAGAUUUUCACAAGCUGACCAGAGGAGGGACAACUAUGAAGAAGCAGAGGCUUUCAAAGAAAGAUGAUCAAAAUGUCCAACAAAGAAACGUAAAUAUCCCUUGAAGAAUGGACUUUUUACAAAGAUGAAGCAGCAAAGGGUUUUUUUUUUUUUUUU
Messenger RNA from Lactuca virosa, 1456 nucleotides. The record is from the annotation of a GenBank genome assembly. NCBI's taxonomy places the organism in Eukaryota, Viridiplantae, Streptophyta, Magnoliopsida, Asterales, Asteraceae.